Molecule: messenger RNA, 1539 nt
Organism: Thyridium curvatum
Lineage: Eukaryota; Fungi; Ascomycota; Sordariomycetes; Thyridiales; Thyridiaceae
Exons: 5
Coding region: 1-1539 (512 amino acids)
Molecular function (GO): NAD binding
Source: RefSeq, a predicted model, not a curated record
AUGUCUCAGCCGCAGAAGGAUGUCCUCCUCAUCCUGAUGCCAUACAUACCGAUCGAGGAGUUCCGGGAGAUUCUCGAUACGGUCAGCCCCGGUAUCAAAGUGGUUCCAAUCGGCAACAAAGUAUACGACAAGACGCUGCCCGAAGACGUGGACAAGGAGCUGCUCAAGUCGGCUACGGCCAUGCUGUCGUGGAACAUCUUCCCCACACGGGAACAAGCCCCGAACCUGAAAUACGUGCAGCUCACUAGUGCCGGCUGCAACCAGGUACAAGGCCUGCCGCUUUUCGAGGAUCACGACGAGGUAAACUUUUGCACGGCCAAUGGAACACACGGACCCCAAAUAGCAGAAUGGGUGUUUUCCACCUUUCUCGCCCACCAGCACCGGUUACCUGCAUACCUCGAUGACCAAAAGAUCGGUCAGUGGACCAUGCCCGAGUCCGACGUGGACACGGAAGACGCCGUCGGUCUGCGAGCAGGCAUCCUCGGCUACGGCUCGAUAGGCCGCCAGUGCGCGCGCGUCGCCCGCGCCUUCGGCAUGGACGUCCACGCCUACACGCUGCACGAGCGCCCGACGCCCGAGUCCCGCCGCGACGAGGCCUUCUGCGAGCCCGGGCUCGGCGACCCCGAGGGCGCCUUCCCCUCGCGCUGGUUCCACGGCGCGGACCAGGUCGACGAGUUCCUCGCCGGGCUCGACCUGCUCGUCAUCACGCUGCCGCUGACGAGCAAGACCGAGGGGCUCAUCGGCGCGCGGCAGUUCCGCGCCAUGAGCGCGCGCCGCGCCUUCGUCAGCAACAUCGGGCGCGGCGCCAUCGUCAGGACGGACGACCUCGUCGCCGCGCUCAACGAGGGGCUGAUCCGCGGCGCGGCGCUCGACGUCACGGAGCCCGAGCCGCUGCCGCGGGACCACCCGCUGUGGAAGGCCAAGAACGUCAUCAUCACGCCGCACGUGAGCGGCAACUCGAACCACUACAGCCAGCGGCUGCUCAAGAUCAUGAAGGCCAACUUUGAGCGGAUGCGCGACGGCAAGCCCUUGAUCAACAAGAUUGACAAAGGGCUGGGGUAUGAAUUCUUCUCAAUGGAACCAGAGGGAUCCCUUACACAGAGGGGCAAUUACCCAUUUGAGAAAGAGAGCCAACAAGAGGAACAGGAAGAAGGCGACGUUGGUGACGACGACGAGGAGGAUGGAAGCACCGAGUAUGAGAGCAUCGACGACGGCGAAGUCAAAAUGGCUGGGAAAGCAGACAAGCCAGACAAACAAUACCAGAAGAGGACAGCAGGACCUCAAAUGCCGACAAUGAUUGUUCCUGCGGCAUUCCAGGAAAUCGACGAACCAGCUCCUGCAAACGAACCGGUUGUGCUACAUGAUGGCCCAGCAAAGACGACCGAUGACCCUCCUGCAAAUGAAGACCCUCCUGCGAGCGACGUCCCUCCUGCCAACAAAUCACAGAUUUUCUUAGAAUCUGAAAGCACGCAACUUCACAAAUGUCUCCAUACGUGGAUUUUGACUUCUACGGUCCCAAGGUUCACCUACCGCAUCUAG